Molecule: messenger RNA, 1299 nt
Organism: Fomitiporia mediterranea MF3/22
Lineage: Eukaryota; Fungi; Basidiomycota; Agaricomycetes; Hymenochaetales; Hymenochaetaceae
Exons: 7
Coding region: 1-1299 (432 amino acids)
Biological process (GO): SCF-dependent proteasomal ubiquitin-dependent protein catabolic process
Cellular component (GO): SCF ubiquitin ligase complex
Molecular function (GO): protein binding
Source: RefSeq, a predicted model, not a curated record
AUGGAAGCAGAGCCAGCCGAGCUCAUUGAGUUCAGGCAGAAAUGGAAGGAAGAGGUCCGACAGAGGACUUCUAAUUCCAGUUCACACAAAUCCGUCGACAAGUCAGAGCCAUGCUCACCAACUCGACCAACAUCGAAGACUUCUGAGGAAAGUAAAAUCUCUACCAAACCAUACGCGAGUCCGUCAUCUGCUGUCACCCAUCAUUCUCAUGGUUCAACUCACUUUUCCAAGUCCUUGUCAUCGGCAGUGGCGACCUACCGUCUUGCCGUACUACGCGAGCAGGCCGGAGUACUAGACGAAGCUUUACGACUUUACCGUAAUGCAUUUAGACUCGACUCGAACGUCGAUAAAGCCUAUCUCAAGGAAGAACAGCGUCUAGAAGCGGCGGCACAUUCAAAGGACAGCUCACACUCCUUAAAGCAGCAAGAAGGAGCUUCUCACGUCGAUGGUAUCGAGGCUGUCCCAUUGAAGGAGAGUUCCAAGACUGUGGUAGCGCCACAAAAGCGUCUUGAGACUGAGACGCUGACACGCUUGGUCUCAACGUUUCCACCCGACCUGUCAUUUGCGCCAAUGGACGAAAGCGGAGACGUUCUGCUCAGACGGGUUCCGGAUGAAGUUAUUGUUCUCAUUCUCAUGACAAUGGACCCACUCUCCAUAGAGAGAUUCGCCAUGCUUGAUCGCAAAGCUAGGGUUCUCUCUUUGGACUCUGCUAUUUGGAGAUUUCUUGUGCAGAGGACAUACUUCCCGCCUCAGGUUCCUCCAGAUACAACCAUAUAUACCUUGGCGGAGCAAUACAAGUUUGAUUAUCGACGACUUUUCAUUGAACACCCGCGUCUCAGGUUAGAUGGAGUCUACAUAGCUGUCUGUCACUACGUACGCCCGGGAGUGAACAGUGACAAUGUAUGGGUAAAUGUUAGCCAUCUCAUUACGUACCAUAGAUAUCUCCGAUUCCUCGCGGAUGGCACUGUGAUUUCCCUCCUAGCGAAUGAGGAUGUGGAACCCCAAACCAUUGUACCUUUGCUUAAAUCUACUCUUCGUAUGAAGGGCCUGUUUAUCGGUAAUUGGACUCUGGAGGGAACCACAAUCUGCAUUCGUGAUCUCAUGGAUCCAACCGGAGACAAUGCACGAUACACUUUCCAAAUGACGUUGCAUCUUCGAUCUAGGCCUCUAGGAAGAUGGAAUAGACUGGAUUUAACUGGAUAUGAAUCCAUUAACGUUGAGACUGAGGAAGCGGUACCGUUUGUUCUAAAGCACGAGCGGCCGUUCUGGUUCUCUAAGGUCCGAUCAUAUGCUGUGUAG